This is a messenger RNA of Macroventuria anomochaeta, 1797 nucleotides long. Its product is annotated as glycosyltransferase family 1 protein. The record is from RefSeq and is a predicted model, not a curated record. The transcript has a single exon. Gene Ontology annotation, molecular function: glycosyltransferase activity. Bases 221 to 1546 code for a protein of 441 amino acids. NCBI's taxonomy places the organism in Eukaryota, Fungi, Ascomycota, Dothideomycetes, Pleosporales, Didymellaceae.
GCAAUAGCGUAUGUCGAGUAUCGGAGUAGCGCACAGUCGAAGCUGGACGAACGUGGGCAGCCCCGCAAUGCAGUCGAGGGUGCGAAGUACGAGCCGGUGGAAUGUAGUAUGUCGGAGGUACCUACAUAAGAUCCGUACCAGUGUCGACCACAGUGACUGAUAUUUGUAUCCACGCGCUUCUCUUGACUUCUCUGCCAGUGAGAAUAUCUCUUUCACCACAAUGACUGCCUCGAUCCACAUCGUUUUAAGCGUAGCUUGGCAAGAUGCCGGUGAUACUACACGCGCCAUCGCCAUGGCUACGGCAUUACGGGACCAAUGUCCCUCCGCUCUGAAGCUGAAAAUCGACUUCUUGUCCUGUGGCUCGCGCUUCGAAUACCAGAUUACCGACGCUGGCUUCAAUAUCGUCCCCGCCCAGCCUCGAGUCAGAGGGAUCUCAGUCGCACAUGACCUCGGCUGGGAUUGGCCAGAGUUCUUCGGAUCCGAAGAGAUUGCGAAGUCAUUCAUCGAUGGACAGCUUGCAGCCUUCAGGCUAUUGAAGCCUGAUAUCGUGUUCCACGGAAUGUGGGCGCCGGCGUCGAUUGCUGCUCGAUUGUUGGGUAUUCGUACCAUUAACUUCCUCCCUGUUCCACUCCACCCAAGCGCCUUCGCACAUGGCCUAGUGCGCGAUCUUCCAGACAUGAUGCCGUUGUUCACUCGACUGCCUCGGCCGAUGAGACGAAACUUGGCUUGGUGGGCAAGUGGUCUGAUGACCCGAGCACCUAUCUUCCGCCAAAGACGACUUGGAGCAGCCGCAGCGGCUUGUGGAUGGCCCGUCAAAGGGCCCAUCUCCCUCUUCGACAUGAAUAUGGCUGAUCUCAACCUCGUCAACGACCAUCCUGUCUUCCAUCAAGAGUACUUGCAUCGGCUUCCCAGCAACAUCGUGCUGACCGGCCCAUUGUAUGCUAAAAAUGACUCGGAACUGAAUCCAGACAUUGCGAUGCAUCUCAAGAAAGGUCCCGGUCCGUCCAUCUUGAUCACAAUGGGAAGCUCGGGCACGGAAGAGUUCCUGUUCGAGGCUAUUCGGGCAAUGAAGCUCGACCCUGUUGAUGAUUGGAGCGCCGUCAUUCUAGCAUCGAAGUCGAUCUGUUCCAUCGACAGGGCCAGGGAAGUUGCAGAUGGAGACACGCGACUGUUCGUAACAGACCAUUUCAUCCCCGCUCCAGCGGCAAAUGCACUUGCUGAUGUCGUUAUCAGCCAUGGUGGUCAGGGAACUGUGCAAUGCGCACUUGCCGCCGGGAAGCCGAUCGUAGGCGUUGCAUUGCAAGUCGAGCAGCAGACGAAUCUGGAUAACGCGAUGAAUGCUGGAGCUGCCAUUCGCAUCCAGAAGCAAUCCUGGAAGGCGAGAAACAUUCGUAAUGCAGUGCUCACAGUGCUGCGUGAUCCUAUUUAUGCGGCUAACGCUAUAGCUCUCGCCGAGACACUCAACGCAAUGGACGGAGCGAAGACAGCGGCUGAAGUGAUGUGGAAGUUCAUCUUGGAUGAGCAAGCAGAGAAGUUGAAGGCUUGAGACGCGUGAUGGGCCACUGUUGUCAUGUCAUAUUGCCUAAUACCGGUAAUGCACGUCCACGCGUCGCGACGCGCGUCCCAAGCGAUAUGUCGAAAGGAGUCCUGAGUUUUAAGUGAGAGUUCGAUGCUGGAAACAAUCUGUAGUCACUUGCGAGAGAUACCUGUUCCUGUUGUCUGUGAUAUUGAUGCUGAUGGUGGAUGGUGGCAGGUGAGCCGCAGGAGAGAGUGGGUCUCAGUAACACACUAGUGACU